GGCUCAAGGGCACAAAUAGAUUAACAAAGAACCAACAAAAAUGCUGCACGCAACGUCACAUAUGGUGCCAGCUUUCAUCGGGACAAAAACAACUUAGAAAAAAGCUGCUGCAUCGAUGGAAAUGCUAUUCAAGUGACUACAAUUGAGUCAUUACGUUUAUUCCGCAAGACGUCCUAUAUGCAACCUAGCCCUGAAUUUUUCCUCUGAUGGAUAGCGGGGCUGCAUCCCCGCCCUCAUCCGUGGUGGCCGGCCCUUCCACUCUGUGGCGCCUGGCUGAGAGGCGAGCGCGCAAGGCCGGCUCUGGGAACAUCUUCAGCAAUGUGAACCUGUGGCAACUGCAGAGACUUUUCAGGGCGGCCGGUGAUCAGGAUGCCGAGCAGAGGGCUCAGCUGGUUUGGGCCCACAGGGAUGAGACUGAGCUUGCCCAAGCCUUGGUGGGACUCAGGACCCGGAGUCACCGCAGAGGCCUGAGGGCUACCGGGAGGGACGUACUGGGCGCACACUGGAUGCGGGCCUUCAAUCAUCUCAGUAUUGCCGAAGGGUUCCCAAGCAGCCAGGAAAAGGACUCUGGUGAUGAUACAGAUGCUGCGGCUCAUGGCAGCGAAGGUCCACAUCAGCACACUACAAAUGAGCUCACUACAGGGGCAUCAGCGGUUCUAAACGAGAGCCGAAGCUUCAGGUCACCCGAGAGAUCUCCACGAGCCGGUUCGAGGAGAGGUGGCGAGACUGACCCUGACAGAUACCUUCACAGAAUACAACACUCAUGACAUGAAGAAGUCAAAGGAGAGAUUCCGCCACGGAAUAUAACAGUAGAAGUGUGAGUUUUACAGCAAGAGCAUGUUUGAUUAACUUCUAGGAAUUGCAAGUGCACGACAAUUUGUCCAUACAGGCGAUACGGUAUUUACCUGUUUGCGCAGUGAUGUGAGAAUACAUAAUGCUGCACUUGCUGUUUUUCAUGUGUUUUAUAUUUAUGGCUUACAACUGAUAUUAAUACAAAUUGUUAGUGUAAUCAUGACUUUACUAUUUUAGUGAUCGUGGCGUGUUUCGACUUUUGGAUCUCCGUUGUAAAUCACACCCCUUGUACCAGCAUAGAAUACAUCAAUGAAUGUAUUGUUGGGCUUGAAAUAAAACACUACCAACCUCAUCAAA
Messenger RNA from Syngnathus acus (greater pipefish), 1149 nucleotides. It is a transcript of the gene avpi1, whose product is annotated as arginine vasopressin induced 1. The record is from RefSeq and is a predicted model, not a curated record. NCBI's taxonomy places the organism in Eukaryota, Metazoa, Chordata, Actinopteri, Syngnathiformes, Syngnathidae. The transcript is spliced from 3 exons. Bases 207 to 767 code for a protein of 186 amino acids.